Eptesicus fuscus (big brown bat) is the source of this 1856-nucleotide messenger RNA. It is a transcript of the gene CCDC9B, whose product is annotated as coiled-coil domain containing 9B. The transcript is spliced from 11 exons. Lineage: Eukaryota; Metazoa; Chordata; Mammalia; Chiroptera; Vespertilionidae. The record is from RefSeq and is a predicted model, not a curated record. The coding region runs from base 1 to 1695 and encodes 564 amino acids.
AUGGGUGGGGGCAGUGGCCAAGGCGUUCCUGGCCGGGAGCCCAGAGGAGUCUUUUGUAAUCACAACAUGAUCUCGUGUGCUGAGCAGCGAAGCCGGCAGGGAGAGGCCGGCAGAGGCCUGGCUCCAGUGGCUCCAGCGUCCCUCCUGCUUCGGCUCCCCCGGGGCUGCUCUGGAAUUCUCUCCGUGCCUGCUGUUGCCAUGCACUCAGCUGGGCCUCACGGGGCUGAGACCCCGAUGAACAGGCAGGAAGAGAAGGAUGCAGAGCUGGACCGGAGGAUAGUUGCUCUUCGAAAGAAGAACCAGGCCCUACUACGCAGGUACCAGGAGAUCCAGGAAGAUCGUCGGCAGGCGGAGCAGGGGGGCAUGGCUCUGACCACGCCGGAGCUGCUGCCCCCUGACAGCCUCACCGUCACCAUCAGCCAGGUUCCCGGGGAGAAGCGGGUGGUCAGCCGGAACUGGGCGAGGAGCACCCUUGGGCCUGGAGCAGCCAAUGAGAGGCUGGAGGAUGAGGAGGUGGGGGACCACGCUGACACGUUCUGCUUGGGGGAGUGGGUGGAGCUGGCCGUGACCAUGGAGAACAAAGCCGAGGCCAAGCGGAUCGUAAGUGAGAAGCCCAGAGCGAGGAACCAGGGGGCAGAAGGGUCACCUGGAGAGGCCUUGGGCCGGAGCUCCUUCACGCACAUGGCUGCCAGCUUGGAUUCUGCACGGAGGGGUGCCCGGGAGCCCCGGAAUCCAGGCCUGGGACGCCCAGCUGCCCGCCGGCCCGCGUGGGGGCCCCUGGAGGCGGGCUGGGACUAUGCGCAGUGGAAGCAGGAGCGGGAGGAGAUUGACCUGGCCCGCCUCGCCCGGCACAGGGAUGCACAGGGUGACUGGCGCCGCCCAUGGGACCUGGACAAGGCCAAGCCCACGCUCCCGGGCUCCAGCCAGCCUCGGGAUGAGGGCCCCGGGGGGACAGGCAGCGCCAGGGGUCCCAGGAGCCACCGGAAGCUACAGCCCCCACCUCGGUCCCCUGAUGGCAAAGGUGGUGCCGCUCGGGGUGGGCAAUCUAGCAGACCCGUGGUGGCACUGGCCCUACACAGCAAAGCCCGAGGGACGGAGAGGCUGACUGGCAGGGCCCGCAGGUGGGAGACAAAGGAAGACAAGGAGGAGGUGGAGAGCCAGGAGGGAAGUGAAAGCACCAGCCAGACUCUGAAUGAGAAGGAACCUGCACAGACACAGAGCAGGAUGGAGCAGGGCAGACCCCCGAGCGCCCUGGAAACCAGCCCGGCUCCAGCAUCCCCGGAGGGGACAAAAGGGGAACCAGAAGCGUCGGCAGCCAGUCCGGCCCCUGGCUCUCCACAGAACGCUGACUUGGUCCCCCUUGACCUCUCUCUAGGAGGCCCUGGGAGCCCCGGGCCUGGGAAGAGCAUGUGUCUGAGGCCUGGGGCCCAGGAGAGUCCCGUGUCCCCGGGGGACGGUUCUGAGCAGCCUGUGGGGUGGGGUGACCCCCAGGCUGAGCAGGAAGUCCAGACUUGCUCUGAGCCACAACGAGGAGCAGGGCCCCCAGAACCCAGGAAAGACAGGUCUGGCAAGGCUGGGGCCCAGCAGGGCCUGGCACCGCGAAGCAGGCCCCCCAGAGGAACUGGCCCAGGAGCGAGGGGCACGGGAGGUGUGAGGAGUAGAAGGGGGGGCCCUGGCCCUGCAGGGAGAUGCUGAGCAAAGCCCCUGGGAGCAGGGGCACCACCCUGGGGAGAGAAGGGAAGAUCACCGUCAAGAGUCUUCUCUGUGACGGGCGUCUGGUUGCUGUGGCCUGUGGCCUCUGGCUCAGCAGUUCGGCAAACGCUCUGGCCCAGUGACCUGUGGGGGCAGGAGCUGUC